AUGCACCGUCGCGAAAUGAAAUUCCGAGCCAUUGUCCAUUACACUAUCCACCCAUCUUUUCCAUCAUUGUCUACUAUUUCAAUACGUGGUAAACUCAUUUUAGCAUCGUAUCUAUCUAUCUAUCUAUCUAUCUAUCUAUCUAUCUAUCUAUCUCUGAUAGCCUCUCACGCACAUAGGCAUAAGCACUGUCGGGAAAUGAGAUUCCGUGCCAUCGUCCAUUACACCAUCCACCACUCUUUUCCAUCACUGUCCACUAUUUCACUACAUGGUGUACUAAUUUUAGCAUCGUAUCUAUCUAUCUAUCUAUCUAUCUAUCUAUCUAUCUAUCUAUCUAUCUAUCUAUCUAUGAUCACCUCUCACAUACAUAGGCAUAUGCACCGUCGCGAAAUGAGAUUCGAAGCCAUUGUCCAUUACACCAUCCACCCAUAUUUUCCAUCAUUGUCUCCUAUUUCAAUACGUGUUAAACUAAUUUUAGCAUCGUAUCUAUCUAUCUAUCUAUCUAUCUAUCUAUCUAUCUAUCUAUCUAUCUAUCUAUCUAUCUAUCUAUCUAUCUAUCUAUCUCUGAUAGCCUCUCACACACAUAGACAUAAGCACCGUCGGGAAAUGAGAUUCCGUGCCAUUGUCCAUUACACCAAUCACCCAUGUUUUCCAUCAUUGUCUAUUAUUUCACUACAUGGUGUACUAAUUUUAGCAUCGUAUCUAUCUAUCUAUCUAUCGAUCUUUCUAUCUAUCUAUCUAUCUCUGAUAGCCUCUCAAACACAUAUGCAUAAGCAACGUCUCGAAAUGAGAUUCCGAGCCAUUGUCCAUUACACCAUUCACCCAUCUUUUCCAUCAUUGUCCACUAUUUCACUACAUGGUGUACUAAUUUUAGCAUCGUAUCUAUCUAUCUAUCUAUCUAUCUAUCUAUCUAUCUAUCUAUCUAUCUAUCUAUCUCUGAUAGCCUCUCACACUCAUAGGCAUGAACACGGUCGCGAAAUGAAGUUCCGAGCCAUUGUCCAUUACACCAUCCACCCAACUUCUCCAUCAUUGGGUAAUAUUUCAGUACACGUUGUACUAAUUUUAGCAUCGUAUCUAUCUAUCUAUCUAUCUAUCUAUCUAUCUAUCUAUCUAUCUCUGAUAGCCUCUCACGCACAUAGGCAUAAGCACCGUCGCGAAAUGGGAUUCCGAGCCAUUGUCCAUUACACCAUCCACCCACCUUUUCUAUCACUGUCUACUAUUUCAAUACAUGUAAAACUAAUUUUAGCAUCGUAUCUAUCUAUCUAUCUAUCUAUCUAUCUAUCUAUCUAUCUAUCUCUGACAACCUCUCACACACAUAGGCAUGAACACUGUCGCGAAAUGAUGUUCCGAGCCAUUGUCCAUUACACCAUCCACCUAUCUUUUCUACCAUUGUCUACCAUUUCAAUACGUGUAAAACUAAUUUUAGCAUCGUAUCUAUCUAUCUAUCUAUCUAUCUAUCUAUCUAUCUAUCUAUCUAUCUAUCUAUCUAUCUAUCUCUGA
Messenger RNA from Acanthosepion pharaonis, 1497 nucleotides. The record is from the annotation of a GenBank genome assembly. NCBI's taxonomy places the organism in Eukaryota, Metazoa, Mollusca, Cephalopoda, Sepiida, Sepiidae.